Messenger RNA from Loa loa (African eye worm), 612 nucleotides. RefSeq lists its product as hypothetical. The coding region runs from base 1 to 612 and encodes 203 amino acids. NCBI's taxonomy places the organism in Eukaryota, Metazoa, Nematoda, Chromadorea, Rhabditida, Onchocercidae. The transcript is spliced from 6 exons. The record is from RefSeq and is a predicted model, not a curated record.
AUGGUAGAACAACCUCAAGUUCGACGAUUUUCACCAAUGUUUCUGGAACGUCUACGUGUUUUUGAAGAUCAUCCAACAAUAAUUCAUGGUGAAGCGCAAAAGUCUAUAGUACAGUCAAUUACGCCUAGUUAUAAAAGUGUUAGUGAAAAACAAGUGCAAAGAAUGAAUUUUGGUUCAGAUUUAAAUUUACCAGAAGCUGUGGGUGAUUAUAAGGUGAAAGAAACGCAAGAUCAUUUCAAACUGCAAAUUAUCGAUCCAAAAAUUACCUCAAAUGCAUCGAUGCCAGCGCGUAAUCGAGAAAUUCCACGAAUCCAACGGCGAAAUUUAGAUUUUCCAAGCGAACAUAGUAAACGAUCAUUCCUAAAAUUGGAACCAAUGCAACAAAGAAAAUUACGGGCUGUUGAAACACGACCUAUCACAACUAGUGCAUACUUAACAGAAAGCCUAGAUCGACAUCGUGAUAUGGAAGCAUCACGAUUAAAGGAUUACUUAAAAGCACGUGAAAAUGAUGCUAAUAAACCAUGGGAUAAGCCUCAAUGGCCUGAAAAAAAGGCUACAAAUGCAAAUGAUCAAUCGCUUAAAGAACUUGCUGAAAUUAAAAAGGUACGUUAG